This is a messenger RNA of Mercurialis annua (annual mercury), 4675 nucleotides long. RefSeq names its product pleiotropic drug resistance protein 3-like. Gene Ontology annotation, cellular component: membrane. Gene Ontology annotation, molecular function: ATP hydrolysis activity; ABC-type transporter activity; ATP binding. The coding region runs from base 309 to 4628 and encodes 1439 amino acids. NCBI's taxonomy places the organism in Eukaryota, Viridiplantae, Streptophyta, Magnoliopsida, Malpighiales, Euphorbiaceae. The transcript is spliced from 24 exons. The record is from RefSeq and is a predicted model, not a curated record.
ACAAUAUAUUACUACCACUUAACUAUAAUAUUAUUCACUUAUUGCCUGCUCACACUGACACCCUGCUUCUUUAGCGGCCAUUUUCUUGCUUCCCAUUGCAUGGUGAUGCGUGCCUCUUCAUCUUCCCACUUCACACUUCAAUCUAAUCUGUACAAACCAAAUAACUCAAAUGGUAUAAACGCUCGACAACAAUAAUAGUUUGUGGGUUCAAUUUCUCUCAUAAACGCUCUCCACGUUCUACUUAUAGAAAAAAUAUACCUUACACUUAGUCACAUGCAUGUAUCUCUAGUUAUACUUUCAUUUCAGCAAUGGCACAGCUACUUGAUACUCAUGAAAUAGAGUCAUUUAAUAUCGAGUUAGCCGAGCUGGGAUACUCAUUGAGAAGCAGUGAACAUGUUUCAGAAUCGAGUUCACCGGAGCAUGGAUUAGACGACGAAGAAACUCGGUUGCAGUGGGCUGCUCUUGAAAGAUUACCUACCUUUAAAAGAAUCACUACUGCUCUAUUUUCUCAGCAACCAAACACCUCCUCAGAUGCUAAAGCUAAAAGAAUCGUUGACGUUGCCACACUUGGAGCUCAAGAACGUCAUGUGUUCAUAGAGAAACUAAUCAAACAUAUCGAACAUGAUAAUCUACGAUUACUUAAAAAACUUGGAAAACGAAUUCACAAAGUUGGUGUACAAGUCCCCACUGUAGAAGUGAGAUACAAAAAUUUAUGGGUCGAAGCUGAGUGUAAAGUUGUUCAUGGCAGGACUCUCCCAAAUCUUUGGAACACUGUUAAGACUGUGUUUUUUGAAAUUGUUAAUACAAUUUGCUCGAAACACGAAGCUAAGAUUAACAUAUUAAAAGAUGUUAAUGGUGUUAUCAAGCCAAGAAGGAUGACUUUAUUACUUGGUCCACCAGGCUGUGGUAAAACUACUUUCUUGUUGGCACUGUCCGGGAAAUUGAAUCACUCUCUCAAGAUUAAAGGAGAUAUAUCUUACAAUGGAUACAAAUUACAAGAGUUUAUUCCUCAGAAGACUUCAGCUUACAUAAGCCAAAACGAUAUGCAUAUUCCAGACAUGACUGUUAGAGAAAUUGUUGAUUUUUCUGCUCAAUGUCAGGGCACCGGAACCCGAGCUGAAAUAUUGAAAGAGGUGAGUAGAAGGGAGAAGCAGGCCGGGAUAGUCCCAGAUAUCGACGUGGAUGCUUAUAUGAAGGCAAUAUCAAUACAAGGACUGAAGAGUAAUCUUCAGACAGACUACAUUUUGAAGAUUUUGGGACUUGAUUUUUGUGCUGACACAAUGGUUGGAGAUGCCAUGAAAAGGGGUAUCUCUGGUGGUCAAAAGAAAAGGUUAACUACAGGAGAGAUGAUUGUGGGACCUGCAAAAGCACUAUUCAUGGAUGAAAUAUCAAACGGCUUAGACAGUUCCACUGCUUUUCAGAUUGUAUCCUGUCUUCAGCAUUUAGUGCAUAUUACUGAUGCUACAGCAUUGAUUUCACUUCUCCAACCAGCACCCGAAACCUUUGAUCUAUUUGACGAUGUCAUUCUGAUGGCUGAGGGAAAGAUUGUUUAUCAUGGCCCACGUCUUAGUGUCUGCAAAUUCUUUGAGGACUGUGGGUUCAUGUGCCCUGAAAGGAAAGGAGUUGCCGACUUUCUUCAAGAGGUUAUCUCCAGAAAAGAUCAAGGGCAGUAUUGGUACCGUGCAGACGAACCCUACAGUUAUUUUUCUGUUAAUCAGUUUGUAAAGAAGUUCAAUGAAAGUCAGCUUGGCAAAGAACUAAAUGAGGAGCUCUCAAAGCCAUUAGAAAAGUCUGAAAACCACAAGAGCGCACUGUCCUUCAGAAAGUACUCGUUACCAAUGCUCGAUAUGUUUAAAGCUUGUGCCAGGAGGGAAUUUCUUUUAAUGAAGAGGAAUUCCUUUAUAUAUGUGUUCAAAACUGGACAGCUAGUGAUUCUAAGUGCAUUUGCAAUGACAGUUCUUUUAGGUUCUAGAUUAUCUGUUGAUGUGCUUCACGCAAAUGAUUACUUGGGUGCUAUGUUCUUUGCGCUCAUCCUAUUACUUGUUGAUGGAUUUCCAGAGUUGCCGAUGACAGUCACAAGGCUUGCAGUUUUUCAUAAACAGAAGGAGUUGUGCUUUUACCCUGCAUGGGCUUAUGCCAUUCCUGCUACAAUUCUUAAAAUUCCAGUUUCAUUCUUAGAAGCUUUUGUUUGGACGUCUCUUACUUACUAUGUUAUUGGAUUCAGCCCUGAGGCUGGAAGGUUCUUCCGUCAGUUUCUUUUACUUUCUAUGGUACACCUAACAUCGACAUCUAUGUUUCGCCUUAUUGCAUCAGUCUGUCAAACUAUGGUGGCUUCAACAACUGUAGGCAGUCUCUUUAUAAUAGCUAAUCUUCUGUUUGGCGGCUUCAUACUCCCAAAACCAUCUAUGCCUGCUUGGUUGGACUGGGGAUUUUGGAUCAUCCCAUUGACCUAUGGGGAGAUAGGAUUGUCUGUGAAUGAGUUUCUUGCUCCCAGGUGGCAGAAGAUUGCCUCUGCCAACACAACUAUAGGGCAACAAACUCUAGAAAAUCGCGGAUUGAGCUUUGAUGGUUCCUUUUACUGGCUAUCUAUUGGUGUCUUAAUAGGACUCACUGUUCUUUUCAACACUGGUUUUACAUUGGCAUUAACCUUCUUGAGACCUCCUGGAAUUUCUCGUGCUAUUAUUUCUUAUGAAAAGUAUAAUCAACUGCAAGAAAAGGUAGAUGAUAAUACUGAGAAAGACAGGAGAGUCAGCAAUACUCAUCUUAUUUCCACUCCAGGACCUAAAAAAGGAGGGAUGGUUUUACCAUUUGAGCCCCUUACUAUAACAUUUCAGGAUCUGCAAUAUUAUGUUGAUGUGCCUCUGGAAAUGCGAAAACAAGGUUUUGCACAGAAGAAGCUUCAACUGCUUUAUGACAUUACUGGUUCAUUCAGGCCCGGUAUUCUUACAGCGUUGAUGGGUGUUAGUGGAGCUGGAAAAACCACUCUUAUGGAUGUUCUUUGUGGAAGGAAAACCGGUGGUACUAUCGAAGGAGAUAUUAGAAUUGGAGGUUACCCAAAGGUUCAGGAUGUAUUUGCCAGAAUUUCAGGUUAUGUUGAGCAAACUGACAUACAUUCCCCACAAAUAACAGUAGAAGAAUCUUUAGUAUAUUCUGCCUGGUUGCGACUCCCAGCUGAGAUCGAUAUGAAAACUAAAUCUGACUUUGUCAAUGAAGUCCUUGAAACUAUUGAGCUUGACGGAAUUAAAGAUUCUCUAGUAGGAUUACAAGAAAUUAGUGGAUUAUCUAAUGAGCAGCGGAAACGAUUGACCAUAGCAGUAGAGCUGGUUUCCAAUCCAUCUAUUAUUUUCAUGGAUGAACCCACUACAGGUUUAGAUGCAAGAGCAGCUGCAAUUGUUAUGAGAGCAGUGAAGAAUGUUGUUGAAACAGGUAGAACAGUUGUAUGCACCAUCCACCAGCCAAGUAUUGACAUUUUUGAGGCAUUUGAUGAGUUGGUCCUUCUGAAAAUUGGAGGGAGGAUGAUCUAUUCUGGUCCACUGGGCCAACAUUCAAGAAGGGUCAUUGAAUAUUUUGAGAAUGUUGGUGGAGUUCCUAAGAUUAAAGACAAUUACAAUCCAGCAACAUGGAUGUUAGACAUUACUUCCAAGUCUGCAGAGACUGAACUUGGCGCGGAUUUUGCACAAAUAUAUGAAGAGUCCACCUUGUAUAAGGAGAAUAGGGAAUUGGUUAAACAACUGAGUUCGCCAGCGCAUGGUUCAAAAGAAUUGCAUUUUCCUACUCGUUACCCACAAAAUGGCUGGGAGCAAUUCAGAGCUUGCUUGUGGAAACAUCACCUGUCGUAUUGGAGAAGUCCUUCGUACAAUCUUACUCGCAUUCUUUACAUGAUUGCUGCAUCUAUUCUAUUCGGCGCUCUGUUCUGGCAGCGAGGACAGAAAAUUGAUAGCCAACAAGACUUGUUCAUUAUGCUUGGUUCAAUGUAUACAUCAAUAAUCUUUUUCGGCAUAAACAGUUGCUCCUCAGUGUUAUCAUAUGUUUCCACAGAACGAACUGUCUUGUACCGAGAAAGAUUUGCAGGAAUGUACUCUCCAUGGGCAUAUGCAUUUGCACAGGUUAUGGUAGAGUUGCCAUACUUGUUCGUUGUAGCACUCAUCUAUGUCGGCAUCACAUAUCCUAUGAUCGGCUAUUCUAUCUCUCUCUACAAGAUAUUUUGGGCAUUUUAUACAUUGUUCUAUACAUUGCUGUGUUACACUUACAUGGGAAUGAUGUUGGUAUCUUUGACACCAAGUGUUCAGGUGGCUUCAAUUAUAGCCUCACCUACAUACUCGAUGCUCAUUUUGUUCGCCGGAUACAUUGUGCCGAGACCACGGAUCCCAAAAUGGUGGAUUUGGCUAUAUUACAUGUGUCCCACAUCUUGGAUACUGAAUGGUAUGCUCACCUCACAGUAUGGAGAUGUUGAGAAAGAAAUAUUAGUAUUCGGCGAAACCAAAACUGUUUCGGCAUUUCUACAAGAUUACUUUGGCUAUCACCAUGAUUUUCUAGGCGUUGUUGCUGUUGUUCUCAUCAUCUACCCAUUUAUUUUUGCUUCUCUUUUUGCAUAUUUUAUAGGAAAACUCAACUAUCAGAAAAGAUAAAAAUGUUAAGUUUGUUCAUGUAUAUUUAUGUCCAAGGGCAUUAUAUA